AUGGCCACUACCGCCCAAUCCGUCCGGGGGACAGCCGAUCUAUCCAAGAUCGAGGCACCCAUCACCUGGAAAGCGUAUCUCUGCUGCGUCUCUGCGGCCUUUGGGGGUAUCUUCUUUGGCUAUGAUAUUGGCUGGAUGGGCGGAGUGCUUGGCAUGCCCUACUUCAUCCAACAGUAUACUGGCAUGGAGUAUGACUUUAACGCCAAUGCUCCUGUCGAUGGCUCUCGCGCUUUCGCCAUUACGUCCUCAGACAAGUCUCUUAUGACAUCAAUCCUGUCGCUGGGAACCUUCCUAGGUGCACUUGUCGCCGGCGACCUUGCGGACAUGGUGGGUCGUCGUAUCACUAUCCUUAUGGGAUGCGCCAUCUUCUCCGCCGGCGUGGUCCUGCAGAUCGCCAGUAGUGGCCAGUUAGCUGUUAUGACCAUCGGAAGACUCGUUGCUGGACUGGGCGUCGGGUUUGAAUCUGCCGUCAUCAUCUUGUAUAUAUCCGAAAUCUCUCCCAAGAAGAUCCGCGGUGCUGUUGUUUCUGCUUACCAGUUCUGCAUCACCAUUGGCCUCCUUUUGGCAAAUUGCGUCGUCUACGGGACGCAAAACUUAAGCAACACUGCAUCUUACCGCAUCCCAAUCGGCAUUCAAUUUCUUUGGGCCAUUAUUCUUGCUGGUGCUCUGUUCAUUUUGCCUGAAUCACCCCGAUACUUUGUCAAGAAAGGAAAGAUUCAACAGGCGGCCGAAUCUCUUGCGUAUAUUCGGGGACAGCCUACUAGUUCUGAAUACAUUCAGGAUGAGCUUGCAGAGAUCGUCGCAAAUCACGAGUACGAGUCGACCGUCACACCCGAUAAUGGCUACAUCAACUCAUGGCUUGUCUGUUUCAAGGGGCCUAUCAGCAAACCCAGCUCCAAUAUCCGCAGGACCAUCGUAGGAGCCGGAAUUCAAGGCAUGCAGCAACUUUCAGGCAUGAACUUUAUAUUCUACUACGGAACUACCUUCUUUCAGCAGCUAGGAACCAUCUCAAACCCAUUCCUCAUCUCUCUGAUCACAACCUUGGUCAAUGUCCUCUCUACUCCCCUGGCCUUCUGGACGAUCGAACGGUUCGGCCGCAGACCCCUACUCGUCUAUGGUGGUAUUGGCAUGUUUCUGAUGCAGUAUAUAAUUGGUGCUGUUGGAACUGCCCAGCCCAAAAACGAGACGGCAGUCAAGGGCAUGAUUGCAGUCAUCUGCUUCCAGAUUUUCUUCUUUGCUACAACCUGGGGACCUGCGGCAUGGGUCGUUGUGGGGGAGGUUUUCUCUCUGCCUAUUCGCUCCCGUGGGGUCGCCAUCUCGACGGCUUCGUGCUGGUUCUGGAACUGCGUACUCGCUGUCAUCGCUCCGUAUAUGACUGGCGAUGAGAAGGGCGCAGUCAAUCUCGGACCCAAAGUAUUCUUCUUCUGGGGUUCACUCUGCUUGCUAGGCGCUAUGUUUUCUUACUUCUUUAUCCCCGAGAUGAAGGGUCUCUCCCUCGAACAGGUUGACCGCAUGCUUGAAGAGACGAGCCCACGGAAGAGUGCGAAGUGGGUGCCUACCAGUACGUUUGCCCAGGAGAUGGGUCGCACUGAGAAGAGCGCUACUGUUCAUGCCGAGGACAACGAAGUUUGA
Fusarium falciforme is the source of this 1632-nucleotide messenger RNA. RefSeq names its product MFS domain-containing protein. NCBI's taxonomy places the organism in Eukaryota, Fungi, Ascomycota, Sordariomycetes, Hypocreales, Nectriaceae. Gene Ontology annotation, molecular function: carbohydrate:proton symporter activity. Gene Ontology annotation, cellular component: membrane. The record is from RefSeq and is a predicted model, not a curated record. Bases 1 to 1632 code for a protein of 543 amino acids. Gene Ontology annotation, biological process: transmembrane transport; carbohydrate transport. The transcript has 3 exons.